Bolinopsis microptera is the source of this 2052-nucleotide messenger RNA. RefSeq names its product glutamic acid-rich protein-like. Bases 1 to 2052 code for a protein of 683 amino acids. The record is from RefSeq and is a predicted model, not a curated record. The transcript is spliced from 5 exons. Lineage: Eukaryota; Metazoa; Ctenophora; Tentaculata; Lobata; Bolinopsidae.
AUGACAAACUCCCUUACAAGCACUCAGCAGGAGCUUAAGGAGACAAAGUCCUCUCUGAGAACUAUGACAAACUCCCUUACAAGCACUCUGCAGGAGCUUGAAGAGACAAAGUCCUCUCUGAGUAGCACUCAGCAGGAGCUUGAAGAGACAAAGUCCUCUCUGAGCUCUAUGACAAACUCCCUUAGAAGCACUCAGCAGAAGCUAAAACUUAGUGAGGGAUCUUAUGAGACUGUGACAAUAGUGCUCGUUUGUAUCGUCACGAUCUCUAUUGUUCUGCUGACAAUUCUUAUAGUCCGAGCUAUAGUCCGAGCUAUUAGAACAAAGCGGUCCGUUGCAUUGAGUGGACUGCCUAGAGACAUUGAAAGUGACCAGGGACCGAAACCACAAUACGCUAGGGAGAGAGAAGCUAGGGAGGAGGAAAAUGCUGGAACAGCAGACUACAGGGAUGAUAUUGAGAAUAAUGCAGAGGAGAUAUAUGAUAAUAAGGAGUUGUAUAAUUUAGGCCUUGUUAUUAAACGAAGAGCAGCGGAGGAAACUGAGAGGAAAACUGAGGAGGAAACUAAGGAGGAACAUAAGGAGGAAACUGAGGAGGAAACUAAGGAGGAACAUAAGGAGGAACAUAAGGAGGAAAGUAAGGAGGAAACUGAGGAGGAAACUGACGGGGAAGCUAAGGAGGGAAAUAAGGAGGAAAUUGGGGAAGAGUCCAAAGUAGCUGUAGUCAAAGAGGAAUGUCCUGACAAGGCGAUGAACGUGAACCCUGAAGAGGAAGAGGAGGAAAGUGAGGAGGAAAGUGAGGAGGAAAGUGAGGAAGAAACUGAGGAGGAAAGUGAGGAAGAGUCCACGGUAGCUGUAGAUAAAGAGGAAUGUUCUAACAAGGUGAUGUACAUGAACGUGAACCCUGAAGAGGAGGAAAGUGCGGAGAAAAGUGAGGAGGAAAGUGAGGAAGAAACUGAGGAGGAAAGUGAGGAAGAGUCCACGGUAGCUGUAGAUAAAGAGGAAUGUUCUAACAAGGUGAUGUACAUGAACGUGAACCCUGAAGAGGAGGAAAGUGAGGAGGAAAGUGAAGAGGAAAGUGAGGAGGAAAGUGAGGAGGAAAGUGAGGAAGAGUCCACGGUAGCUGUAGAUAAAGAGGAAUGUUCUAACAAGGUGAUGUACAUGAACGUGAACCCUGAAGAGGAGGAAAGUGAGGAGGAAAGUGAGGAGGAAAGUGAAGAGGAAAGUGAGGAGGAAACUGAGGAGGAAAGUGAGGAAGAGUCCACGGUAGCUGUAGAUAAAGAGGAAUGUUCUAACAAGGUGAUGUACAUGAACGUGAACCCUGAAGAGGAGGAAAGUGAGGAGGAAAGUGAAGAGGAAAGUGAGGAGGAAACUGAGGAGGAAAGUGAGGAAGAGUCCACGGUAGCUGUAGAUAAAGAGGAAUGUUCUAACAAGGUGAUGUACAUGAACGUGAACCCUGAAGAGGAGGAAAGUGAGGAGGAAAGUGAAGAGGAAAGUGAGGAGGAAACUGGUGAUAAUGUAGGAGGGAUAUAUGAUAAUAUGGAGUUGUAUAAUUUAGGCCUUGUUAUUAAACGAAGAGCAGCGGAGGAAACUGAGAGGAAAACUGAGGAGGAAACUAAGGAGGAACAUAAGGAGGAAACUGAGGAGGAAACUAAGGAGGAACAUAAGGAGGAACAUAAGGAGGAAACUAAGGAGGAAACUGAGGAGGAAACUGACGGGGAAGCUAAGGAGGGAAAUAAGGAGGAAAUUGGGGAAGAGUCCAAAGUAGCUGUAGUCAUAGAGGAAUGUCCUGACAAGGCGAUGAACGUGAACCCUGAAGAGGAAGAGGAGGAAAUGAGGAGGAAAGUGAUGUACAUGAACGUGAACCCUGAAGAGGAGGAAAGUGAGGAGGAAAGUGAGGAAGAAACUGAGGAGGAAAGUGAGGAAGAGUCCACGGUAGCUGUAGAUAAAGAGGAAUGUUCUAACAAGGUGAUGUACAUGAACGUGAACCCUGAAGAGGAGGAAAGUGAGGAGGAAAGUGAAGAGGAAAGUGAGGAGGAAACUGAGGAGGAAAGUUAG